Messenger RNA from Phymastichus coffea, 1564 nucleotides. RefSeq lists its product as uncharacterized. The transcript has 5 exons. Lineage: Eukaryota; Metazoa; Arthropoda; Insecta; Hymenoptera; Eulophidae. Bases 270 to 1517 code for a protein of 415 amino acids. Gene Ontology annotation, molecular function: hydrolase activity; nucleic acid binding; metal ion binding. The record is from RefSeq and is a predicted model, not a curated record.
GUCGCGCGCGCGGGCAGCUAUGACAUUUCGCAGCCGCAGCAGCAGCAGCAGCAGCAGCAGCGACGGCGCGGAUCCGCGGAGCGAGACAAAGCCAACCAACGCACCCGGGGCAGAAAGACGCUGCCAUUCGCUCGAGCGCUUUAGAUCCCGGCUUGAUUAGGGAAUCAACUUGUAUUCCGAAGACGAAGAAACCGAGAUGUCGAUAAGAUUCGGCCUAUAAAAGCCAACUCGCGCCGUCCGGCGACGCUUGGCUCGCAACUCUCGCAAAGAUGUCGCCGCCGCCGCUCCUCGGGUGCUCCGUCGCGCUGACGCUCCUCCUGCUCUCCAGCCAGCUGGCGAGCGGCAAGAAGGGCCCGGGCAAGCCGAGCUGCGCGUUCAACGCGUCGACGGACCUAAACGCGACGACGCUCUAUCUGGAGGCGAGCGGCACUCGCUUCCGCUACCCCGACGCCGCGGGCCAGUUGAGCUUGGGCGACAAGGACAAGGAGGCGCCGGGACUGCGCAUCGCCUGUCCGGCCGGCUCGAUCGUGCUCGGCGCCAGGCCGACGAACCUGACGUCCUCGCUGCUCGAGUGCGUCGGCGGGCCGACCGUCAAGCUCACCGGCACCUUCCUCUUCUCGCCUCUGAAGCAAAUCGGCUGCGACGUCAAGGCGGAGCCCACGCUCCGGCUGACCAGCAGAACGGCCGGGGACGGCAAGAGGAUCGUCGAGGUCGGCUACGCUCUGGCAAAGGACGAGUUUUUGCCCGUGAUCGAGGACCUGGCGGUGAACAGCUGGUCGGGCGGAUUCAUUCCCAGGUGGGCGCACUUCAAAGCACUGCCCGUCAAGUCGACGGUUGCCGCGGGCAAAGCGGCACUGAGGCCAAGUCCCUUGGCGCCGAAGGUGAACUUCGCCGCGGUCUACGACGCAGCGAAGCAGAGAAACUCCUUCGCGAGCCUGUUCAACGACACGGCUCUCGUCGACAAGUACCUGCCGGCCGACGGUACGCACUCGUUCGUGGCCAGUCAGCUGGUCUCCCAGGACGACCUGUACUACGAGAGCCAGCGCAGCGCCGCGAGCUACUACGAGACGACGGUGCCGGUGUGGAAGUCCGUGGAGACGGGCAACUGGAGGCGCGUGGGCGAAGCCGUGCGUCGGUUCGCCGCCGAGUCACCGACCGGCGACGUGGACAUCUGGUCCGGCAGUUACCUCAGCCUGUGGCUGCGCGACGCGCGCAACAAGACCACCUAUGUCAAUCUGCCGCGAGGCCUCAAGCCCGCGCAGUUCCUCUUCAAGUACGUGCACCAAGCGUCCGCCAACAAGGGCAUCGUCUUCGUCACCGUCAACAAUCCGCACCUGACCGCGGCCGACGACAGGAACGUCAUCUGCGAGGAGGUCGCCGCCUGCGCCAAGGAGCAUCCCGAAUUCGGCAACCUCGCCAAGGGAUACACCUACUGCUGCUCGCUCAAGGGCUUCGAGAGCCACGCCAAGAGGCUGGGAUUGCCCCUGUUCGCCGACGCGAGCCAGCUGUUCGCCUAAACUCGGCGUCCGCCAGCACUUCUCUUUCUCAAUAAAAUCACACCUCA